AUGGUUUCAACACAGGUUAAAGUCGAAGAGUUAUGUCGAACAUGUCUUACAAAGGAAAUUGAGUUAAUUUCUGUGUACGAAGUAUAUUCAAAUUCCACUUUGGAAAACAUUAUAUCCACAUUAACUGGGAUAAAGAUAGAAACGGGUGAUGGCUUUCCGACAAGCGUAUGCUAUGUGUGCAAAGAAAAAGCUACAAAUGCAUAUGAUUUUAAACUACAAUCUAUACAAGCUGACACCAACCUUCGUAAAAGUUACAAGAAAACAAAGCAUGAAGAAAAAGUGUGUGAAGAUAAGUUUGUAAAAAUGGAACAUGAACCUGAUGAUGACUUCAUGGACUCGACAGAUUUUGAGAUUGAGUUUACAAAUGACUUUGAAUCUUUUGACAACAUUAAAACUGAAGCAGAGACAAAUAUCAAUGAAAAAAAGAAAACAGAUAAAAUUCCAACUUCAGAUAAAGAUGGUGGUACAUAUUGUCCUCUUUGCGCCACAAGCUUUCUAAACUCAGAUGGUUUGACUAGUCACAUGUGGGAGCAUCAUGCUGACAUUAUGGGUCCUAAAAAAAGGGGCCGUCCCAAAAGACUUGGCACAACGGCGAUUCUUAAUAAACUCUCGGAAAAUGGUGUACAUGUCAAGUGGGUGACAGACAUGAAGUUCAGCUGCACCUUUUGUUCGCAGCAGCUAAGGUCAAAGGAUGAUUUAGACUCGCAUGUGAAAUCUGAUCACUCAGAUACAAAAUUAUUGAAUUGCUUAUUAUGCAAGAAGAUGUUUUUGAAAAUGGAAGAUUUUGAAAAACAUAAAUGCGGCCAAGACAAGAAUGGGGAUAAGCCUGAGGUACAACCCGCCGGUGGUAUGAGCAAAGAUGUAUGUGGAGAGGUGACAUUACAUGAAAUAAUUGAAAAAAUUCCCGAUACGGAAUGUGUCUCGGAUAUAUUUAUAUGCGAUUAUUGCGGGUGCGUCUGUGCCGGUCGCGAGGCGAUUGCAAGACACAGGGACGAUGAUCACCCGGAGAUGUCCCCGCGAUGCUCGCUUUGCUGCAAGACGUUCGCCUCGGUGGCGGCUGCGGCGCGCCAUAGAACACGUUGUACGCAUCGGGAACGGUCAUUACGGUGUGAAUUGUGCGCGGCACGUUUCGCCCAUGCGGCAACGCUUAACAAACACAUUUUGCGUUCGCAUCGCGGUCAGCCCGUGCGCGUUCGACCGCCGCUCCCGCCGCCCAAUGACCGCGAUCCCGCCUUCCGAUGCGAUAUAUGUUCAACUAAAUUCUGCAGGAAGGAUCUUCUCGCAAGACACGCGAAAGUUCACAAGCCGAGCGACAAAGUGUUUGAAUGUAAUACAUGCAAUAAGAAGUUUCACAGGAAAUGCAGUCUCAGAACACACAUGCGUGUACAUGAAUCUGGCGGGACCGGCGGGAGUACUAGCUCCUGUCUUUGCCUGUACUGCGGCCGUGGCUUCUCCAAUUCAUCGAACCUCAUCGUACACAUGCGCAGACACACAGGCGAAAAACCGUAUAAAUGUGAUUUCUGUGGAAAAGGUUUUCCGCGUUCGUCAGACCUACAGUGCCAUAGGCGAUCCCAUACGGGAGAAAAACCUUGUAUUUGCGGCGUUUGUGGGAAAGGCUUCAGCCGUAGCAACAAGCUCUCUCGACAUAUGCGCGUUCAUACGGGCGUUAAGCCAUACAAAUGUGUGUAUUGUGAAAAGGCGUUUUCUCAAAGCAACGAUCUCAAUCUACAUGUCCGACGACACACCGGCGACAAACCCUACGUCUGUGAGCUGUGCGGCGAGCGGUUUAUACAGGGGACAGCACUGCAUAACCACCGUCGUGCCCACGGACACUAUAGUGAAACAGUCCCACCACCAGCACCGCCCCCUUACUCCGUCGUGCCCAUUCUCCAUACAUCAUCAACUCUGUGA
Pieris macdunnoughi is the source of this 1911-nucleotide messenger RNA. The record is from the annotation of a GenBank genome assembly. NCBI's taxonomy places the organism in Eukaryota, Metazoa, Arthropoda, Insecta, Lepidoptera, Pieridae.